AUAUCAAUCUAUUUUUAAGGGAUUGAAUUAUGACAAUCCUGAAGCUUCUUUCAGUUUUCUUUCUUCAACUUCUGUGUGUUCAUGUUUUCCUUUUCGACGGGACUAAUGCACAAUCCCUAAGAGUAGGGUUCUACAAUAGCACAUGUCCUUCUUUCGAGGAGAUUGUGAGGAACACAACUGCUAGGUUGAUAUCUCGAGCACCAUCACUUGCUCCUGCAUUGCUGAGAAUGCAUUUUCAUGAUUGUUUUGUUAGGGGAUGUGAUGGAUCUGUAUUAAUAAACUCUACAUCAGGAAACCAGGCCGAGAAGGAUGCAAUCCCUAACCAAAGCCUUAGAGGUUUCCAGGUUAUUGAUGCUGUCAAGACUGCCGUAGAGAAUAUAUGCCCGUCUCUUGUCUCGUGUGCUGAUAUCCUCGCUUUAGUAGCCAGAGAUGCAGUAACAUUGAUGAAUGGACCAUCUUGGCGAGUUCCAUUAGGACGACGAGACGGAAGAGUGUCUAGAUCAUCAGAGGCCUUGGCAAAUUUACCCCCUCCUUCUGCCAACAUCACUCAACUCAAAGCAUCAUUUCGCUCGAAGGGUUUAAGUGAUAGAGAGCUAGCAAUCUUAUCAGGAGGGCAUACCAUCGGUAUUUCUCACUGCUCUAGCAUCUCAAAUCGGCUGUACAACUUUACGGGCCAAGGUGACACAGACCCUUCAUUGGAUCCCAACUACGUUGUACAGUUGAAGAGGAAAUGUAGCCCCACAGACACAACUUCCAUCAUCGAAAUGGAUCCUGGAAGUGCCAGAACAUUCGACACCAGUUACUACACACUUGUAAGGAAAAGAAGAGGAUUAUUUGAGGCCGAUGCAGCACUUCUGAAUGACAAUGCAACACGAAAUUACGUUCUACGGCAGGCAAAUUCAGGUGGAUCAAACUUCUUUAAUGAUUUCGCUGCUUCAAUGGUGAAGAUGGGAAGAAUUGGAGUGAUUACAGGCAAUAGAGGUGAAAUCAGGAGGAUAUGUUCAGCCAUUAAUUAAUAUAACUCUUUUCAAUUAAUUCAUUAUUAUUAAUUAUUAUUUAUUAUAUGUUCUUUAUUUGGUUGAUUGAGUGCGGUUUAAAUAAAUUAUGGCCAUUGUGAAUGUAAUAAAUGAUUUAUUUAUCCUCUGUUCACGUUAUUAGUAGCUACCUUGAAGUUUCAUGUUGGAAAAUUAUUGUUGUGUGCAAGCAGUUCAAUUAUGCAACUGCAAUAUGAGAAAUGUUAUUGUUCCUUUUCUUCC
This is a messenger RNA of Olea europaea var. sylvestris, 1256 nucleotides long. RefSeq names its product peroxidase 27-like. Gene Ontology annotation, molecular function: peroxidase activity; heme binding. The record is from RefSeq and is a predicted model, not a curated record. The coding region runs from base 30 to 1016 and encodes 328 amino acids. The transcript has 4 exons. Gene Ontology annotation, biological process: response to oxidative stress; hydrogen peroxide catabolic process. Gene Ontology annotation, cellular component: plant-type cell wall; plasmodesma. NCBI's taxonomy places the organism in Eukaryota, Viridiplantae, Streptophyta, Magnoliopsida, Lamiales, Oleaceae.